Bactrocera tryoni is the source of this 477-nucleotide messenger RNA. RefSeq lists its product as uncharacterized. The transcript has a single exon. Lineage: Eukaryota; Metazoa; Arthropoda; Insecta; Diptera; Tephritidae. The annotation marks the transcript as partial. The record is from RefSeq and is a predicted model, not a curated record.
AUGGAGCCGGCGGAACAGAUUGACGGUUCGACAUUCUGCACAAUGAAUGACGAAGCCCCCACCAGAGUUAUGGGCACCUGUAAUAGCUCGCCCGAUAUUACCAUUGCUAGUGGUGGUUUGAUAAAUAACAUAACCUGGCAACCUAUGCUAACUCUCGCAUCAGACCAUCUGCCCAUAAUUAUCUCGAUCGAGAAACCUCCUGAUUUCGUUUCUGUGGACAACCGUACCUUCGUUAACUUUAACAAAGCUAACUGGGUCGGCUUCACAGAAUUUACUGAGAACACUUUCAACGCUCUGCCCAUUCCCGCGGACGUAUCCGUUGGCAAACGUCGAUUCCGCAAGGUGAUCGCAGCAGUUACCGCCGAAGCAGCCGUUUUAGCUAACGAGCGCGACACCUUACGCCAUGCCGAUCCCGGGGAUCCCCGAAUAAGGGAUCUCAAUUUGGAGAUUCGGCGAAUGGUAAAUCAUCAUAAGCGG